Molecule: messenger RNA, 351 nt
Organism: Brugia malayi
Lineage: Eukaryota; Metazoa; Nematoda; Chromadorea; Rhabditida; Onchocercidae
Exons: 3
Coding region: 1-351 (116 amino acids)
Biological process (GO): SRP-dependent cotranslational protein targeting to membrane
Cellular component (GO): signal recognition particle, endoplasmic reticulum targeting
Molecular function (GO): endoplasmic reticulum signal sequence receptor activity; 7S RNA binding
Source: RefSeq, a predicted model, not a curated record
AUGACUUUAUUGGACAAUGAUCAUUUCCUGGUAGAAUUAGCAAAAUUAUUUCAGAAAUGUCGAACUUCCACUCAACAUACGAUAACUAUCACGCUGAAGCAUUAUGAUGGAAGGACGAAACCUUAUCCAAGAAAUGAAGCGCAACAAUCGUUGAAAGGCGAAGAUCUUUGUCUGUUUCGAGCAAAAUUUGGUGAUAGGAAAAUUAGUACUGUGGUUCAUGCUAAAGAAGUGAAUAAAUUCCAGUUGGCAUAUGCUGGUAUUUUAAAAGCAAAUAUGGAUAACUUGAAGAAACGUGAGCGGAGAACAGCGAUAGAAACGAAGACUAAUUCAAUAAAUGCAGUAAAAAUUUAA